Molecule: messenger RNA, 1673 nt
Organism: Anopheles moucheti
Lineage: Eukaryota; Metazoa; Arthropoda; Insecta; Diptera; Culicidae
Product: ribosomal L1 domain-containing protein CG13096
Exons: 2
Coding region: 69-1637 (522 amino acids)
Source: RefSeq, a predicted model, not a curated record
CAUCGUGCGGUUCGAACAACACGUGUAUUUUGUUUUAGUUAAAGAAAUCGUGUUUGUAGCACCCCAAAAUGAAGGUAAAAGCGGCGAAAAAGGGAAAACCUGUCCGGGAGGGACUGGUCCAAAUAAAGAAAUCGAAAACAGACAUUCAAAAGGCGAAGAAACUCAAGGAACCACUGAAACAAUCGGCAGCCAAGGUGGCGGCUUCCGAUGGUGCUGAGGCCGCUUCAGUGAAACUACCCGAAAAGCGUGUAUUUUCCAUGAAGCUUCAGCCGAAAACGCAAGCCAAACAAAAGAAACCUUCCGCUGGGAAGAAAAAUGAGCAAGAAAAUUCACCGCCCGCGAAGGGGACGAAUGGAGCAGCGCCUGCCAGAAAGGCCAAGAAGCUAAAGCUGCCGAAAGGUGUACCCGUAGUGGAGGAACAAAAAGAGGAACAAAUGGAGGAGGAUAAGCAACCCAAGUCGAAAAUAGGAGAGGCAAACAAAGCUAAAAAGGAGCUGGAAUCGCAAGUUAAGGCAUUGAAAGACGAGGAACGAAAACUGGGUGGUAAAAUACCUAAAAAGUGCACCGAUGAAACGUUGGAACUCGUUCCGGAGGAGCUGAUCUCGAAGAUGAGCUUCAAGAAGAUUUACGAAGUAUUCCGUAAAAAGGGUGAUGCGAAGGGAAACAAGCUGUUCGGAGAUGAUUUAAAGUAUAACCUUCAAAUUAUCAGCGUAAAGGUCCCACGAUGUCCGUCAAGGAAUUGUCGAAUUACUCUUCCACAUCCAUUGCUUCGUCAAGAGGACGACAUUUGUCUGAUUGUAAAGGACGCGAUCCGUGGCCGUGCAGUAGACUAUUUACCCACGUUGCACGAGUGGGAGGAUAAACUGAAGGAGUUGGACAUAGGCUACAAGGUGCAGAUUAUUCCGUUUCAGCAGCUAAAACGUGACUACGGCUCGUUCGAGAUGAAACGCAAGCUUGCUCAACGCUUCGAACGUUUCCUGGUCGAUGCGCGCAUCAGCGGGCAUGUGUUUGCCUUCCUGGGGUCUCAGUUUAUUAAGCGCUGUAAAAAUCCCACACCUGUUAAGCUGGAAAAUGAGGCCAAGAUCAAGGAGGUUCUAGAGCAUGCAUUGCAAUUGCACACCUACCGCCAGGGCAAUAAGGGUAAUUCAUCGGAAAUUAAAUUUGCCGCACACUGGAUGCCGGUGGAACAUGCAAUUGAGAAUGGGUUGGCACUGCUGGAGAAACUCAAGACCGCCUUUCCGGGCGGUUGGUUAAACAUUCAGUCGAUAAACAUAACAACGGCCACCGAAAAGUCAGACUCGUUACCGAUCUACGUCAGCACAAUCGAUCCCAAUCUGGUGCCGGUGCCGGUUGUGGUUGGUACGCGCGAAAAGUUUGUCAAGAAACAGCAGCAGUUGAUUCAGAAGCACACUGGAGGUAAGUACGAGGUGACCAAGGAGGGUAUCGUACGGAAGGUACGCACACCGAAACUGUACGGUUGGGCGAACAAUGUGGAGGAAUCGGACGUUGAGCUGGAAGACGUAGAACUGGAAAAGGAUGAUGGCUGGGUGCCGUAUGAUGAUGAUCCACAGAGGCGAUAUCGUAGACCCCGUCGUAGCGGUAAGCGUCAACGUGGGCCGAAGAUGAGGGUAAAGUAAGCUGAUUUACUAAUGUUCAAUAAAAUUCUACGAUAC